AUGCAGCGGCCCGGGGAGCCCAGCGCUGUGCGCUUCGGCCCGCCUGAGGGUUGUGGCGACCACCGGCCGCACCGCUACCGCAGCUUCAUGAUCGAGGAGAUCCUCACGGAGCCGCCCGGGCCCAAGGGCGCCGCGCCUGCCGCCGCCGCCGCUGCGGGCGAAUUGCUCAAGUUCGGCGUGCAGGCGCUGCUAGCGGCGCGGCCCUUCCACAGCCACCUGGCGGUGCUGAAGGCCGAGCAGGCAGCUGUAUUUAAGUUCCCGCUGGCGCCACUCGGCUGUUCUGGGCUAGGCUCGGCGCUGUUGGCCACGGGGCCUGGGCUGCCUGGAGGCGCGGGUGGCGCGCACCUGCCUCUGGAGCUACAGCUACGCGGGAAGUUGGAGGCCGCAGGCCCCGGGGAGCCAGGCACAAAGGCCAAGAAGGGACGCCGGAGCCGCACUGUGUUCACCGAGCUGCAGCUGAUGGGCCUGGAGAAACGCUUUGAGAAGCAGAAGUAUCUCUCCACGCCGGACAGAAUAGAUCUCGCUGAGUCCCUUGGCCUAAGCCAGUUGCAGGUGAAGACUUGGUAUCAGAAUCGGAGGAUGAAGUGGAAGAAAAUAGUGCUACAGGGCGGCGGCCUGGAGUCCCCUACCAAGCCUAAGGGACGGCCUAAGAAGAACUCCAUCCCCACGAGCGAGCAACUCACCGAGCAGGAGCGCACCAAGGAGGCAGAGAAGCUGGCGGAGGUGCCGGGCGAGCCCAGUGACCCAAGCAACGAGGACUGAGCUUGGGCAGAGGGUGGGAAGCCUGGGACCCCGCACCGCAGCCCCCUCAGCCCGCCGCGGGACCCCACGAGCCGGCCCUUCUGUGUCCACGCCGUUUGCCUUCCAAAUAUUUUAUUAUUACUCUGAAUGCGGACAGUUAGGGGCCCAACAGGGAAGGACACAGACCCAGAAGCCAAAUCCAGGCCCCAAGCCCGCACCUGGUCCUAACCUGGGAGAGUCGCGGCAGAAGGCAGAAGUCACAGUCUUUCCCUGAGCUCUGCGGCGCCGGCGCCCCACGUGCAUUCACGCCCAGCUCCUCGCCCACACCCUGCCCAGCCUCCGCUGCCCUCGCCCUCGCCGUUGGGUGGACGCAGCCAGGCAUACAUCCGCUUCCUCGAGUGCGCAGGCCAGGGACCCAGCAGCCGGGAGCAGGCCACCAGCAGGAUAACCGGGCUGCUUGGCCCGAGGCUGUGUCCCCGACGUCUCUGGGGCUCCUACCCCCUUCUUGCGAAGGUGGUGACUUUUUUCCAAUAAAAUAUUU
Molecule: messenger RNA, 1282 nt
Organism: Heterocephalus glaber (naked mole-rat)
Lineage: Eukaryota; Metazoa; Chordata; Mammalia; Rodentia; Bathyergidae
Gene: Barx1
Product: BARX homeobox 1
Biological process (GO): regulation of DNA-templated transcription
Molecular function (GO): DNA binding; DNA-binding transcription factor activity, RNA polymerase II-specific
Source: RefSeq, a predicted model, not a curated record